UAUCCCGUGUUCUUUGUACAGUGUCAGGUCAAUCAGUCAAUGACAUGUAGAUUGUGUUGAUGAUGGUAAUAUCACCGAACUCUACCGCUUACAAUAGGAUGACGCUUUUGCCCUGCGUUAAAAUGGAAUGAUUUGUCAGUAGCAUAUGCCCACAAGAUCAGUCUGAAUGUAAUGAAAAUCAAAAUUGAACUGACGUUGUGGCAAUCAAUGAGGUAUUUUCUUGAAUUUCCCCAAGCCAACCUUUUCUUUGAUGCUGCAUGCAACGCAAAGAACGCGGCCAAUGAAAGCUUCUCGAUUUUCUUUCUUCAACGUUUACACACAUCCUUUCCAUUCAGUCUCAGUUGACGUGAACUUAAAUUAAGCGAAGAAAGUCGGCUUGUAUUGUCUCGUUUGAUUUUGAUCAAUGCCUCAUUUGCAAUAUUUUACUUGUGACACCCAAGACAUGAUCGCAAAAGAUGAAGUCAUCGACAUCCCAAAGGCGUGGUCUCACUUCAUUUCGAAGCGAGAACAGUAUCGUAUCUGUCCUAUGUCAUCUUCGGAUUGUGAAAACGCAACUUGUCGCAUCAAAGAAUGGCUAAGGAAGAUGUCUAAUUCCGAUUACUGGGUGGAGCUGUCCGUGAGCGAUGGUACAUGUCAUCUUUCCGAAGUGGUGGAUCCCGAUUGCAACCAAGAGCAAGUGGUGGACACGUCUCAAUUUGCUUCUUUAGUAACGCUUUCCUACAAGAACGGAGAUUACUUUAGGGGAGAGUUUUCAGAGGAUGGUCAUGAGCGAUAUGGAACUGUUUUCAAAAUCGGACAAUCAGAGAAGAAGAUCAGCGGCACGUGGAAGAAUGAUGCUUUGGAAGGACCAGCUUGGGAGGAAUCUCCCGAAAAUGGCACAAAAUUUGGAGCAUUUAUCAAAGGAAGAAGACAAGGCAUUCAUCGCAUCUUAGGCCCGUCCGUGGCUGAAUAUCAUCAUUUGAAAUACGUGACAUUCUUUGAGAGUGAUGUCCCGACAGGAUUGACUUGGAAGGGUAUGGUGGGUGGAGCUUUUCUCCUGGGGCCAGCGACUCCAAAUGGAAAGAUAUCUGGACCCGCUUGCAUGUACUUGUAUCCGGACUUGUCAUCAGUCGUCUUAGGGACAUUCGAAAACGACCGCUUGGUAAGAGGGUGUUGGGCCACCGUGGAAGAGAUAGAUUUCGUCAAUGGAAUUCUCGUUCCCAAAGUAGGCGAGCCAAUUCUCCAGCAUGGAUUCCUCUUUCGAGAUGUCUCUACACGGUCCUCCAUCUCUAAACUGCCGCUAUUGCAAGAUUUCUGGGAGAGUAAGCGGGUUCAAGUUCAGCGAUCCCAAGUGAACGACAACGCUGGUGAAGGUCUUUUUGCCAAGAUUCAGUUCCAAGUCGGGGAUCUCAUCUGUUUAUACAACGGGAUUCGAUAUCGGUCUGCAAGAGGCGAUGAAGGUUCUGACUAUUGCAUUAAACUCAAUUCCGAAAUUGACAUCGAUAUCCCUCCAGAAUUCACCGAUUUGAGUGCGUAUUGUGCCACUUCCGGUCACAAGAGUAACCAUUCGUUCCUUCCCAAUGCCAAGUGGGCAACCUUGGACCAUGUUCGAUUUGGAUUGAUUUGCGCCGUGAGAGCCACCAGCAUUAUCCAACCCGGGGACGAAAUCCUUGUCAAUUAUGGGAUCCGAAUGGGUAUUGCCCCUCUGUGGUAUAAACAACUAUGGGUGGAACAUUGCAAAAACGAGCUCCACAUGAGUAACGAGGAUAUUUUGUCCUGGUGUAAUCGCCAGUACUCCAUGAAUGGAAUCCUUGUUCAACUGCCAUUAUAAAGUUCGCCUAAUGUAAAUAU
Tigriopus californicus is the source of this 1830-nucleotide messenger RNA. RefSeq names its product histone-lysine N-methyltransferase SETD7-like. The transcript has a single exon. The coding region runs from base 404 to 1810 and encodes 468 amino acids. The record is from RefSeq and is a predicted model, not a curated record. Lineage: Eukaryota; Metazoa; Arthropoda; Copepoda; Harpacticoida; Harpacticidae. Gene Ontology annotation, molecular function: protein binding.